Messenger RNA from Arabidopsis arenosa, 1108 nucleotides. The record is from the annotation of a GenBank genome assembly. NCBI's taxonomy places the organism in Eukaryota, Viridiplantae, Streptophyta, Magnoliopsida, Brassicales, Brassicaceae.
GGUUGAAGCUUAAGGAGGUUCUUAUGUGCCCUUUGAAAUCAUGAUUGAGGUAAAGUGACCUGGUUCUUCCACGCGGAUCACCACUACACUUCUUGAUUCCUUCAUGAUUCUCUUCAGAAACAAACACAUCUUAAUCCCAGUCUUUGCCUUGAUAGCGAUCCCUUUCACAGCCUUACACCUCUCCCUAACUCUCACCUCCUUUCGCCUUAAAAACCAUGUCUUUCGUCUAGAAGCCCUGGCUAACGUCGUGUAUACACGGUUUGAAGCUAGACAGAUCUGGCAAGAGUCUAGAGAAGAUGCUGUCUCGCUUUUACAUCUCAAGUCCCGGUAUUUUGUCCCAUCCUUUAUCCUCUCUUGUAUCGCCUCCAUAACCGUCAUCACAUCAACUUCCUUCUCACACCAAGGCCUAAACCCAUCUCUAAAGUCGUCAUUUGCUUCAGGGAAGUCCUCGUGGAUGCAAGUGACAGCAACUUCUAUCAUCGUCUAUGGUCUGCUCUUCCUCUACUCACCAAUUCCCAUGUUUCUAUCAGCUCUUGUUGGUUACACACCCACAUUGCGUUAUCUCAUCACGAUCUUAUGUCUCGGUAUUGAGGUAUACAUAAUGGCUAUAACAGGGCUUGGCCUUGUCGUCUCGGUAUUGGAAGAAAGAUACGGUUUUGAUGCGAUCAAGGAAGGAACCGCCCUGAUGAAAGGGAGGAGGAUAACAGGGUUGGCUUUGGCGGGUGUAUUUGUGUUUCUAUCGAGUUUCAUUGGUCAUGGGAUGGAGAAGUUGGCGAAGGAGCUAGAUAUGGACUGGAGCUCAGGGUCGUGGUGGAGGUCAGUGGUUGUGGCCGGUGGAUGGGACGGGUGGAAGCUGGUUUGUAUGUAUGGGGCUGAGGUGGUGCUGACUUAUGUAGUAAUCACCGUUUUUUACUGUGAGUGUAGGAAACGCAAUGGUAGCAGCGAUGCAAUUGUUGCUGAUGAGGAAGGUCUUGCUAUUAAAAAUUAGUUCCAACACUUUUUUGUUGUUGAUAAUUAAUUCUCUUGUGAAAUUGUGAAAUACAUUUUUGUUUACCAAAAUUAUGAUUUAUUCAUUGCUUUAAAGAGAGAAUAAAUAACCUUUGGUAAC